Molecule: messenger RNA, 1617 nt
Organism: Penicillium verhagenii
Lineage: Eukaryota; Fungi; Ascomycota; Eurotiomycetes; Eurotiales; Aspergillaceae
Product: isocitrate lyase 1
Exons: 3
Coding region: 1-1617 (538 amino acids)
Biological process (GO): carboxylic acid metabolic process
Molecular function (GO): isocitrate lyase activity
Source: RefSeq, a predicted model, not a curated record
AUGGGUCUUCACGAGGACGAAGAUCGUCAGUACGCUGCGGAAGUUCAGGCUGUCCAGAAUUGGUGGAAGGAUGACCGAUGGCGCUUCACCAAGCGGCCCUUUACUGCUGAGCAGAUUGUGGCAAAGCGCGGAAACUUGAAGAUUGAAUACCCAUCUAAUGUGCAAGCUAAGAAGCUGUGGAGCACGCUCGAAAAUAACUGGAAGAACAAGCAGGCUAGCUACACCUAUGGCUGUCUUGAGCCGACUAUGAUCACUCAAAUGUGCAAGUUCCUUGACACUAUCUAUGUCUCUGGCUGGCAAAGUUCCUCAACAGCCUCGUCGACAGAUGAGCCUUCUCCCGAUCUGGCAGAUUACCCAAUGGACACUGUUCCCCGCAAAGUCAACCAAUUGUUCAUGGCACAGCUGUUCCACGACCGCAAACAGCGCGAGGAGCGCCUCACAACCCCCAAAGAAGAGCGCUCCAAGGUGGCAAAUGUGGACUACCUCCGUCCUAUCAUUGCCGAUGCCGAUACUGGUCACGGUGGUCUGACUGCCGUCAUGAAGUUGACCAAGCUGUUUGUUGAGCGCGGUGCCGCUGGUAUUCACAUUGAGGACCAGGCUCCUGGUACCAAGAAGUGUGGCCACAUGGCCGGUAAGGUGCUGGUCCCUAUUAGCGAGCACAUCAACCGCCUCGUCGCCAUCCGUGCCCAGGCCGAUAUCAUGGGCUCCGAUCUUUUGGCCAUUGCCCGCACUGACUCCGAAGCCGCCACCCUUAUCACCUCUACCAUCGACCACCGUGACCACGCCUUCAUUCUUGGCGCCACCAACCCCAACCUCCAAGCCCUGAAUGACCUGAUGGUCGCCGCCGAGCAGUCCGGUAAGAACGGAGCUGCUCUUCAAGCCAUCGAGGACCAAUGGACCGCACAGGCCGGUCUCAAGCUCUUCAACGACGCCGUCGUCGACACCAUCAAGGCUAGCCCCAAUGGCAACAAGCAGGCCCUCAUCGAGCAGUACCUCCAGGCCGCCAAGGGCAAGAGCAACAGCGAAGCCCGCGCCAUUGCCAAGAGCAUCACCGGUGUCGACGUCUACUUCAACUGGGAGGCGCCCCGUACCCGUGAGGGAUACUACCGCUACCAGGGAGGUACCCAGUGUGCGGUCAACCGCGCUGUGGCGUAUGCUCCAUUCGCGGACCUGAUCUGGAUGGAGAGCAAGCUUCCGGACUACAACCAGGCUAAGGAGUUCGCCGAUGGCGUGCAUGCCGUCUGGCCCGAGCAGAAGCUCGCCUAUAAUCUCUCGCCUUCGUUCAACUGGAAGAAGGCCAUGCCCCGCGAUGAGCAAGAGACCUACAUUAAGCGUCUCGGUGCCCUGGGUUACUCGUGGCAGUUCAUCACCCUCGCUGGUCUGCACACGACUGCGCUUAUCUCGCACCAGUUUGCCAAGGCGUAUGCGCAAAAUGGUAUGCGCGCCUAUGGUGAGCUGGUUCAGGAGCCCGAGAUGGAGGAGGGCGUGGACGUUGUUACCCACCAGAAGUGGAGCGGUGCCAACUAUGUGGAUAACCUCUUGAAGAUGGUUUCCGGUGGCGUAAGUAGCACCGCCGCUAUGGGUAAGGGUGUCACGGAGGACCAGUUCAAGAACUAG